Messenger RNA from Clarias gariepinus (North African catfish), 890 nucleotides. RefSeq names its product small integral membrane protein 12 (gene smim12). The record is from RefSeq and is a predicted model, not a curated record. The coding region runs from base 111 to 386 and encodes 91 amino acids. Lineage: Eukaryota; Metazoa; Chordata; Actinopteri; Siluriformes; Clariidae. The transcript is spliced from 2 exons.
AAGGACCGGAAGUGGAUUUUGAUGCAACAGAAAUGACCGCUUAGCUCGGAAGCACGACCAGGGGGUAAAGUAACCGAAGACCGUUCUGACUACAGGUCGUGUGCGCCACCAUGUGGCCGGUGGUGUGGACCGCCAUGCGCACUUAUGCGCCCUACGUAACCUUCCCUGUGGCCUUCGUGGUGGGCGCGGUCGGUUAUCACCUGGAGUGGUUCAUCCGGGGACCUCCCAAAACCCCGCGUGACGAGAAAGGUGUCGCGGAGCUUCGCGAGGACAGGAAACUCGAGGAGCUGGUCGGACGAGACAGCACGGAAGUCGUCAGUCUGAAGGACAAACUUGAGUUCACCCCCAGGGCAGUACUGGAAAAGAACCGGCCUGUAAAGAACUAGCUAGAGACAUUUCAAGGAGAUGACUAACGAUGCUGUAUGAAAAGAGGACAUAGCAUUGUGUACAACAUCAGUUCAUGACUGUUCAUUACUAUACAAUCCAUUACAUCUCAGGUUUGCACCCUUGGUUUUUGGCACAUAUGAACUUUUCCCACCCCAGCCCUCAGCCAGAUUCAAUAAUCAGCUAAGUUAAUGUUCCUUAAUGCAUACUUGCUGGAAAAAGACUUGUCAUUGUUUUGAAGACUUGUUCGGUUGUGCUUGAUGUUCCCCAGGUGCAUGGGCCCAUAACCGUUUAUCCAUCAUUAGAAAAGCAUUUUUCUGUUCGCCUCCCUUUUCUGACUGAGCGUGAAAGAAAGGCAUCAGGUUUAAUCUCUGACUGAAUGAAAGUGCAGAAGAGAAAACCUAAAGGAAAAUAUAAGUGUUAAUGUUUUUGUGAGAAGUGUCCUUAUUACAGUACUUAAUCAAUGUGAACAAACAAUAAAAGAUCACUGUGUGUGCACUUUCUCA